AUGGAUAUCUCCUCAGAAAAUACUAUACCCGACUCAAAUAAAGCGAAUUUGCCAAGAUACUGUUUGUUUGUUGCGCUUGUCUCUGUUCUUACCUCGUUCCAAAAUGGAUGGAAUACUAGUGUUACCAAUGUGCCUGAGCACGUAAUAAGAGUCUGCGCAAAUCAAAGUGGGAAUAGCUCGCUACCAGCUUGUUUACCAGCGAAUAAUUUAUUAUGGGGUUUCGCGGUAGGAAGCUUUGCGCUUGGUGGUCUGAUUGGUGGCCUUUCUGCUGGGCACUUGCAAACUAAAUUCGGCCGACACCGUACAUUGAUGGUUAAUAAUGUCAAUUUCAUAUUAGGUGCAUUGAUUUUAGGAUUUUCUGUGAGACCUUCAAUGUUUGUUAUUGGAAGAUUAUUAGCCGGAAUUGGAAGUGGGAUCGGCACUGUGACUGUUCCCACUUACUUGGGGGAAAUCGCAACUAUAAAUGCGCGUGGAUUUUUCGGAACAAUUAAUCCUUUAUUCAGCGUUAGUGGAAUAGUCGCUACUCAAGUAUUAGGAUUUUUAUUAGAAUUUUAUCCAGGCUGGCGAAUAUUACUUGCACUCAACGCCGUGCCUGCAUUAGCACAAAUAUUGUUGCUUCCGUUUUGCGUUGAGUCACCACGAUAUCUAGUUUCACAGCAUAAAAUCGACGAAGCCAAAGAAGCAUUAAGACGACUUCGACACGGAUUCAGUAUAGACAACGAAUUCAAUGAGAUUUUCGAAGGACAAAAAGAAAUUGAAGUGGAAGUAGCAUGGGCAGGACAAGAAAAUAAGAUCACAAUGCGCAAAUCCUUAACAUUUGUUGAAUUGUUUAAAGAAAAACGACCAUGUAGAAAGAUAACGUUAAUUUGUCUGGGUCUGUCAGUUUUGCAACAGUUGAGCGGAAUUAAUGGAAUCAUUUAUUACAGUAAUGAGAUCUUUUUUAACGCCUUUCAUGAAGGGGCGAAAUAUGCAACUGUCGGAAUAGGCGUUAUAAUUUUAAUCGUCACUAUUAUUUCUCUUGGACAGAUUGAUAAGAUAGGACGAAGAUUUCUUUUGCUUACAUCCGAAAUCGGAAUAUCUGUCAUAUCUAUUGAUAUCAGUAUGUUAUGCAAUUCGCCACGGACAAUAAUAGUUGAAAUUGAUACUCAUUCAUCAUACAAUAAAAUAGCUGUAUUUUUCGUCGCUUCGUUUUCUAUCGGACUUGGACCUAUUCCAUCUCUAAUUAUCGUGGAAUUGGCACCAACAUAUAGUGUCAGUGCAACCGCAUCUGCUGCAAUGGGUCUAAACUGGUUUUUUAACUUUUUAGUCGGUUUGGCGUUCCCAGUGCUCAUAGGAACAUUGAAAAGUUGGACUUUUCUUAUUUUCGCUAUAAUUGCGAGUAUUGGUUUUAUAUUGAUAUAUAUAUUUAUUCCAGAGACUAAGGGUCGUAGUAUCGAAGCCAUAAGUCGAGAAAUUCGAGGAGACAUAAUAGACUUGAAUAGUAACGACAUAACUUCCGAUAACCGAAAAAUAGGAGGUAUUAUCACGAUAGAAGUGUAUUCGAACCUCUUUACACUCGGAUACGAAAAAAUAGAGGCAUGA
Ambispora leptoticha is the source of this 1581-nucleotide messenger RNA. NCBI's taxonomy places the organism in Eukaryota, Fungi, Glomeromycota, Glomeromycetes, Archaeosporales, Ambisporaceae. The record is from the annotation of a GenBank genome assembly.